AUGGCAUCUCGUUAUUCUUUUUGGAUGACAACCAGCCAACGUCCUGUGAUAAACUGUGUUUCCCUACGAGAACUUCACUUAAAGGGUGUGAGCAUAGGUGAAGAGGUACUCCAUGACUUAUUGUCGUCUUGUACCUUGCUUGAGAAGAUAGCGCUUAUAGAUUCUUGCAAGGAGUUCAAGUCUCUGAAGGUUAAAAACCUUCCUCGUCUUUAUGAAUUACGAAUAGCUUUGGAUGCUGCAAGCUCUACUGCUUUGGAACUCAGCGAUCUCCCAAAUCUUGACGUGUUUAGCUGCGAUCUACAUGAUUUGCGACCAUAUAUGCCACUUAUUCCAUUCAACGCCUAUUCAGUAUUCUUAGCAAGCAGCCUGACACAGUUAAGGUUAGAUGUUGUGAUACAGGACUACGAGUGUCUGGACAUGAUCAAAUCGGGACUUCCUUUUCUUGAUAAUUUGACCCUUUUUAUGAGAUAUUGGAUGUUGGGAAGCUUCCAUUUCACAUGUGCUUCCAUCAGGAGGUUGUGCUUGAUGUCGUGCAAAAGCAACCUAAUCGACAUACAAGUACACCACGAUUACACUCUCAUUGCCUAG
This is a messenger RNA of Lactuca virosa, 588 nucleotides long. The record is from the annotation of a GenBank genome assembly. Lineage: Eukaryota; Viridiplantae; Streptophyta; Magnoliopsida; Asterales; Asteraceae.